CGACUUAUGCUUUUACUCUACCUUCUCUCAUCAUCCUCAUCUCAAAGAACUUACAACACAUCCAUUACCACUUUGUCUUAGUGUAUCACAUCUCAUCAUAUCUCACCCAAUUUCAGUGCUGUUUCUGAACUUGUUCAUUCUAAAAUUUUGGGCUUUGAUUGGCUUACCCUUUUGAAAACUGGUGACAAAGUUCUCAUUUUUUUCUUUGCAAACUUAAUUAAUUGGGGUCGAAAGUAGUUUGAGUCACAGUUAUUUUAACAUCUUGGUACUACUUAAGUUAAUUUCAUUCUUUUCUGUUCAAGCUUUUAAGGUUUUGAAACUAAAGGGUUGGUGGUGGGGUUGGAGGGGGAUAGGUGCCAUAAGAGAUUUGUAAAUUUCUUCAAGACGAUGAUCUUUGCAUUCAAUGGGUGCACUCUGUGGAAGUGUCACUUGACAUUUGGGAAAAAAUCUAUAGUAGACAAAAGCUUCUAUUUCUGGAUCUUUCAGAUCUUUAAUAGAUAUAGUCUUGGCACUUAGCAAUAAUUAUAAUAGCCUAAUAAUCCUUCCAAAAGAUCCUGGAAACUACUUGUUUUUUUGUUCUCUUGCUAUAUAGCUUUUGGCUACUUUUUCUUCAUCAUCUUCACAAAAAAUUUUGUGACUCUUUUAAUAUGGGAGGGGCAACACUGCCACCAGGAUUUCGUUUCCACCCAACUGAUGAAGAAUUAGUGGGCUACUACCUUAAGAGAAAAGUGGAGGGGAUUGAAAUUGAGCUUGAAGUUAUCCCUGUGAUUGAUUUGUACAAAUUUGAUCCGUGGGAAUUGCCGGAGAAGUCUUUCCUUCCAAAACGGGAUUUGGAAUGGUUUUUCUUCUGUCCAAGGGAUCGCAAGUACCCAAAUGGAUCAAGAACAAAUAGAGCCACCAAAGCUGGGUAUUGGAAAGCCACUGGUAAAGACAGAAAGGUGGUGUGCCAGUCUAAUCCAUCCACUGUAGGGUACCGCAAGACCUUAGUUUUCUAUCUUGGAAGGGCCCCUUUGGGGGAUAGAACUGAUUGGGUCAUGCAUGAGUAUCGCCUCUGCGAUGAUCUAGGGCAAGCCACACCAUGUUUCCAGGGUGGUUUUGCCUUGUGCCGAGUUAUUAAGAAGAAUGAGAAGGCAAGUGCAUCACAGGGAGAACACAAGGGCAAAAGGGCUGGAAGCAGUUCCAUCAAUGGGAGUGACACCUCAGUGAAAUUCUCUAGUGAGCCAUUCAGCAACUCUGGUGAUGCUUCCUCUCAAGCAAGUCAUCUGAACAACGAGAGCCGUUAUUCAAGCCCUAUAACUUCUCCAUACAAUGUGGCUCCAAUGGGAGAGUUUAACCAAGCUUCUGUGGAAACCACCAAUCCUUCAAACUUCUGGAUCUCCCCUGAUAUGAUUCUUGAUUCAUCAAAGGACUACUCUCAAUUACAAAAUGCCAUGGCUGAAUGUUUUCCACGGUAUGACUUACCAAGUGUGAUGGCACCAUGGCAAUCAUUGGAACAUCCAGAAACUUCAUCUAGUUUGUCCUACUCAAAUUUCAAUGGGGAGGUUGAAUUUGCUGAUAAUCUCAGUCAAAUUGGCUGCACUAGACAAUGGAAUUCCAUGGACCUUUAUGGAAAUGGGGAUGUCCCUUAUGAUGGUUAUGAUCAAGUUAACUCAAUCUCAUAUCCUGAACCCUUCUAAAAUCUGAAAAAAAUACAGAAGGAAGAUCAUUCUCACUUUUCUUGAAAUGCACGGUGUUGAAUUGCGGUCAAGGUCUAAUUUGAAGUCUAAUUUGAAGUCAAAUAAGAGGAUCCGAGAGGUGGUGAUCUUUGAGGACUACUAGUUAUCUGUAGUUUCACUUGGUGUGGCUUUAUUAGGAAUCUGAGACAAACGCCUUUUAAUGUAUGUCUUGGAGUGCUAAAUAAUGAGUAGAAUCACCUUGCCGUGUACCAGGCAGAAAUGAUUUUCUGCUUGAUGUGCUUGCUUCUGAUUAUGUUUAUCAUUUAAACUGUUAUGUAGAAUGUCCAGGCAACAUCACUUUUAUCCAUAUUGCCGGAGUUGGCUUAUAUUCAGCCAUGUGUAUGUGUGGUUGUAUAAAAUAAGGUUAUAUAAUUAAUGGAGGAAAACUUCAUAAAGCCUCAAACUCCUUUCCCCCUACUAUCUAGUGCUUUAUGGCUUUGUAUUCA
Messenger RNA from Glycine soja, 2161 nucleotides. Its product is annotated as NAC domain-containing protein 71-like. Bases 648 to 1676 code for a protein of 342 amino acids. The transcript has 4 exons. The record is from RefSeq and is a predicted model, not a curated record. Gene Ontology annotation, molecular function: DNA binding. NCBI's taxonomy places the organism in Eukaryota, Viridiplantae, Streptophyta, Magnoliopsida, Fabales, Fabaceae. Gene Ontology annotation, biological process: regulation of DNA-templated transcription.